This is a messenger RNA of Stylonychia lemnae, 1005 nucleotides long. The record is from the annotation of a GenBank genome assembly. NCBI's taxonomy places the organism in Eukaryota, Ciliophora, Spirotrichea, Sporadotrichida, Oxytrichidae.
AUGGGUAAUUCUUCUGUUUGCUGUUAAGAUGAGACCAAUAGCUUCAAUAUCACAGAUAUUGAUUUCAAAUAAAUCAGUCAUUAACCAUCUAAAAAAAUACUAAUAAGCAGUAAAGAUAUUUAGACAUAAAUAGAAGAGAGUCCAUCUUUUUCCAAAGAGUAAAUCUUCCAAGUCCACUAGAUGCUAAGAGAGCAAAAUGAUAAGAUAUAAAAUACUUUUAAGUAAAAUUUGAGUAACCUAAGUCUCAAUCAAGAUGAUGAUUCUCUAAAUUAUGUAUUAAAAUCAAAUCAGAUAAGUUCCUUACCAUACCUUUAAUCAUUAGCAUCUAGUCAUGGAUUAAAUUCAAAAAAUUGCUCACCAAGAGAUUCCAGGCCCGAAAUGAGAAAGAAUGAUUCUAAUGGAUCAACUUCAAAGAAGUAGAAUAUGAAAAAGCAAGUGUUUUUUAAUAAUUAAGAUGAUUUUCUUAAUUACACUCGGUUAGACUGUUAGACUCCUAAAAUGUUGUCUAAAUGUGAGAAUUAUAUUGAAUAUGAUAAUCAAACUACUAGAACAGAUGUACUUAAAUUUUCAGAUAAAAAGGUUAGUAUUAAGCUUAAUGAUAUUGAGUGCAUUGGUAAUACCUAUAAUAAGAGAAAGGAUAGGUCUCAGUUUUACAAGCCUAAAAUUACUGUUCCUUAAAAUGGCAUCCUAGGUGCUACUUCCUUUCAUAGCCAAUCUAAACUUUUAUUUAGUGAUUCAGAUUUGAAUGAAUUAAGUGAGAAUUAGUCAUUUAGCGAGAUAGAUAGCUUAGAUUCGUCUUACAAUAAAAUCGGUUCAAAUAAAAGUUUAACCUUGAAUCAUCUACAAGACAACCAUGAUUUUAAUAUAAUAAGAAAUAAAAAUCAACUCAAUUAUAAUUCUCAAAUAAUUUAAGAUAGCAUAUUCUCUGAUAAAUACGAUUAAAUUUCUAACUAAAAUCUUGAUCUUUACUAAGAAGCAAAUAUAGUUAGAGUAUCUCAAAACUGA